Messenger RNA from Ceratosolen solmsi marchali, 4720 nucleotides. It is a transcript of the gene sno, whose product is annotated as Protein strawberry notch. Bases 396 to 4523 code for a protein of 1375 amino acids. Lineage: Eukaryota; Metazoa; Arthropoda; Insecta; Hymenoptera; Agaonidae. Gene Ontology annotation, biological process: regulation of DNA-templated transcription. The record is from RefSeq and is a predicted model, not a curated record. The transcript is spliced from 15 exons. Gene Ontology annotation, molecular function: chromatin DNA binding; histone binding. Gene Ontology annotation, cellular component: nucleus.
ACCUAUCUCAACCUGUAUGCCACUUAUCUAUCCUUUAUAUUUUUCCUUUUUUCAUCUGCAUAAUUUUUUAUUAUCGUUUUAGCGCGCAUUUUGUACGCGAUUACAUUUGGUAUUGUCUUAUUAAUGAUUGCUUUCAUAUACACAUGCGCAUGUAACAUUUCUUUUUACAUAUUAGAAGAUUUUUAAAAUAAAACGUCUUCUAUUUUUUAAGUAAAAAAACAUAACACUAGAGUUAACUUAAAAAAGUUGUAUUUAUAUUAACGAAACGACACCUUAAUUUAAACUUUCUAUUAUGUUAUAUACUUGGACAAGAUUUCGCACGUGGGUACUUAUAGUGACGUUUUAACCGCUGCGUGCUUUCUAGUUUGCCGACUACAGAGAAUCAAAAAGGGAAAAUGAGUGAUGAGAGCAGCAAUAGUGAUUUUGAUGAUGAUGAUGAUCCAGAUAAAAUUCAAGUUCCAGGGGGUGGAAAAGAUCUUGCAACUGCAGUUCGAAUCACCAUUCAAAAAGAUGAACAUUUUAUUAAAACAGCUUCUUGUAAUAAUCUCUUAAAAAGUAAUAAAGGUUUUGAGCAAUCUCAUGGAACAAAUAUAUCUAAUGAUAUAUUUGAAACAAGUACAACCUCUAGUCACAAUAUAAUUCAACAUGUUGGUAGUUCUCAAGAAAUUCCAAAUAGUUUAAUAAAUUUAAAUAAUCAAAUAAAUCAAAUGAAUACACUUAGAGGUGGACUGGGAUCAGUUGGUGGUAAUUUUGGAUUUCCAUCUGGGUUUACAGAUCUAAAUACAUCUAAUAUUUUACAAAGCAUGGAUAUAAAUAAAUUUAUGGGAAAUUUCAUAGGAAUGACUGGAUUUAAUAUGAAUAUUAAUCCUUUUAUGCAAUUUUUAAAUCAAACUGAUAUUAAUCCAAACUGGAUGUCAGGUCUUACUGGUAAAAGUAUAUCAACAAUGUGGAUGAAUUCUGAUUCUAAUAAAAUGAACAUGCAAUCCAUUAUUCCUGAAGAAGAAGAUGCAGAUGAUGAAGAAAUGGGAGUUGCUGAAACUUAUGCAGAUUAUAUGCCCACCAAAUUAAAACUUGGUCGUAAACAUCCUGAUCCUGUAGUAGAAACUGCAUCUUUAUCAAGUGUAGAACCCACAGAUGUUUGGUAUCAAAUUUCAAUUCCUAAAGAAACUAUACAAUCGGGUGCUUUGUCUGCAUUACAACUUGAAUCUGUUACUUAUGCUUCACAACAACACGAACAUCUUUUACCUGAUGGCUCUCGAGCUGGAUUUCUUAUUGGUGAUGGUGCUGGUGUUGGUAAGGGUCGCACUAUUGCAGGAAUUAUUUUUGAAAAUUAUUUAAAGGGUAGAAAACGUGCUGUGUGGGUUUCUGUUUCUAAUGAUUUAAAGUAUGAUGCUGAGCGUGAUCUUAGGGAUAUCGGAGCAUCUAGUAUAGAGGUUCAUCAACUUAAUAAAUUUAAGUAUGCAAAAAUCUCAUCAGGCAUAAAUAAUAAUAUAAAAAAGGGUGUCAUAUUCAGCACUUAUUCUGCUUUAAUUGGAGAAUCAUCUCAAAAUUGUGGAAAAUAUAAGAGUCGGUUAAAGCAGCUUUUACAAUGGUGUGGUGAUGAUUUUGAUGGUCUUAUUAUUUUUGAUGAGUGUCAUCGAGCAAAAAACCUUUGUCCCACUGGUAGUUCAAAACCGACUAAAACUGGUUUAACAGUUUUAGAAUUACAAAAUAAAUUACCAAAAGCACGAGUUGUAUAUGCUAGUGCAACUGGUGCUUCAGAACCUCGAAAUAUGGCAUAUAUGGUGCGACUUGGCAUAUGGGGUGAAGGAACACCAUUUCCAGAAUUUAUUGACUUCAUUACAGCAGUGGAAAAGAGAGGCGUUGGUGCAAUGGAAAUUGUGGCUAUGGAUAUGAAACUUCGUGGAAUGUAUAUUGCACGACAACUUAGUUUUCAUGGUGUCGCAUUUAAAAUUGAGGAAGUUCCUCUUUCAGAAGAAUUUACAAAAGUAUAUAACCAUGCCGUUAGACUGUGGGUAGAGGCAAUGCAGCGUUUCCAAGAAGCCGCAGAGCUUAUAGAUGCAGAAAAUCGUAUGAAAAAAACAAUGUGGGGUCAAUUUUGGUCGUCGCAUCAACGCUUUUUUAAGUAUCUUUGUAUUGCUGCGAAAGUAAAGUAUGCAGUUAGCGUAGCCCAUGAAGCAGUAAAGUGUGGUAAAUGCGUUGUAAUAGGCCUUCAAUCGACUGGUGAGGCACGUACGCUUGAGCAAUUGGAACGUGAUGAUGGCGAACUUAGCGACUUUGUAUCUACUGCAAAGGGAGUUUUGCAAUCAUUAGUGGAAAAGCACUUCCCUGCGCCUGAUAGAAAUCACAUUAAUAGAGUACUUGGCUUAGACUUACCACAGCCAAAUAUCUCUGAUGAACAAGAAAAAAACAAUAUGGUUAGUAGUUCUUUAAAUAGCAAGAAGCGAAAACUUAUUCGUCAAGCAGCCCGAAGAGUUUCUAAGCGAGUACGUGCGUGGUCUUCUGAAGAAGAAAUUUCGGAAGAAGAGAAAAACGGAGAGCAUAGCUCUAGUUCAGAAUUUAAAAUAAGUGGUUCAGAAAGCGAGGAAGAAAUACGAUCUGAUGGAGAUAUAAGUAACUUAAGCUCAGAUUAUAAUCCAUUUGACAGUGAUAGUGAUUCUGAUGUGGAUCCAUGGGAUAGAAGAAAGAAAAAAGGUGUGAGAAAACAAAAAUCCGUUAAGAAACGUCUUAGUACACAAGAUAAAAUACAGUCAAUGUUAGCAUGUAAAACAUUAAUUAAUAUUCAGAAUAAACAACGCAAUGGUACACCUGUGAAGGCAACAGCAACGUUACCACUGAUGACGACAGCAAUUUCUGGAAGAGUUAAGCCAAACUCAGGUGCACGAAGCCACACACCAUCGAGAAUUGCAAUCGAACGUGCUUGUUGUAUGAAAGACGAAUUACUUGUUAAAAUUGAAAAAUUGGGUGAAAAGCUACCACCUAAUACAUUAGAUCAAUUAAUAGAUGAAUUAGGUGGACCUGAAAAUGUAGCUGAAAUGACUGGCCGUAAGGGUCGAAUCGUGCAAACAGACGAAGGGUCAAUUCAGUACGAAUCCAGAUCCGAAACUGACGUACCGCUGGAAACUCUGAAUCUUACCGAAAAACAAAGAUUCAUGGAUGGUGAGAAAACUGUUGCAAUAAUUUCUGAAGCAGCAAGCAGUGGUAUAUCAUUACAAAGUGAUCGACGAGCUAAAAACCAAAUGCGUCGUGUUCAUAUAACAUUAGAAUUACCUUGGAGCGCUGAUCGAGCAAUUCAACAGUUUGGCAGGACGCAUCGCUCAAAUCAAGUUAAUGCACCAGAAUACAUUUUUCUAAUUUCGGAUUUAGCAGGUGAAAGAAGAUUUGCUUCAAUUGUUGCCAAGAGACUCGAAAGUCUUGGUGCUCUUACACAUGGCGAUCGACGUGCUACCGAAACACGUGAUCUCUCCCAAUUCAAUAUUGACAAUAAAUACGGUCGUGCAGCCCUCGAAGCUACAAUGAAGACUAUAAUGGGGUAUGAAAAACCACUUGUACCGCCACCACAGGAUUAUAUUGGUGAUUUUUUCAAAGAUGUAGCAGAUGCAUUAGUAGGCGUUGGAAUAAUUUGCAAUAGCGAAAGUACGCCUGGAAUUCUAUCGCUUGACAAGGAUUAUAAUAAUAUUUCAAAAUUUUUAAACCGUAUCCUUGGAAUGCCCGUCGAUCUUCAAAAUCGUCUUUUUAAGUACUUUACUGAUACACUUCAUGAUAUUAUUUUCCAAGCAAAAAGAACAGGUCGUUUUGAUAUGGGUAUACUUGACCUCGGUGCAUCAGGCGAAAGUGUUCGUCGCACAAGACUUUUCCGCUUUCUUCGUAAACAUGCAACAGGUACUGCACCUACAGAAUUGCAUGUUGUACAAGUAGAACGCGGUAUGACUUGGUCAGAAGCAUCAGAACGUUGGGCUGAAUUAACAGAUGUACGUGAAGGUUUUUACUUAAGUCACCAAAUUCGUAACGGUAAACAAACUGCUAUAUUAGCAGUAGCCGUUCAUUCAACUGGAAAAAAAAAAUCUGAAAGAAAAAAGGAUCAACUUUAUAUGCUUUAUAGACCAAAUACAGGAUUACAACUGCGUCAAGAAACAAUAGUUGAACUAGAAAAAAAAUAUAAAAAAGUUUCUUUAGAAGAUGCCGAAAUACACUGGAUGCAACAAUACGAAGCAUCUGUAAAUACAUGCUCUCAUGCUUACUGGCGUGGAAAUUGUAAGAAUGUAAACUUAAAUAUGGAUUGUGAAGUUGGUUUGAGACGUAGAUCAUAUAAUGUACUUGCUGGAUCUGUUCUUAGUGUGUGGAGUCGGGUUGAAAGCAUUUUAGCCACACGAAUUGGUCACAACUCAAAAAUGCAAGUUGUAAGGUUACGUACUGAUGACAGUUUUAAAAUUGUUGGUACUCUAAUUCCAAAAUCUUGUAUGGAAUCGCUAUGUAAAGCUUUAGCUACUGAUGCCGAACGAGUGGAAGAUCAAUCAUUUUAAAAUAGUUUUAAAUAAAUAACUGUUAUAAUAAUUCAUGCAGACUAAUUUGGACGUAAUUAUGUUUCUUAUAUUAAAAGUGGUACAGAAAAAUCUGUAAAAGUAUGUAAAAUUUGCAACUAUAUUAGUGUAUAUCAUAAGCUAAUUUUACAUUAAAACAAUAUUGAAGGAAGUUAUGCAUCUACUUUUGAAAAGAACUU